CCCGGGACUGUCCAUCUUUUUAAAGGGUGCCCCGGGACUGUCCAUCUUUUUAAAGGGUGCCCCGGGACUGUCCAUCUUUUUAAAGGGUGCCCCGGGACUGUCCAUCUUUUUAAAGGGUGCCCCGGGACUGUCCAUCUUUUUAAAAGGGGUGCCCCGGGACUGUCCAUCAUUUUAAAGGGUGCCCCGGGACUGUCCAUCAUUUUAAAGGGUGCCCCGGGACUGUCCAUCAUUUUAAAGGGUGCCCCGGGACUGUCCAUCAUUUUAAAGGGUGCCCCGGGACUGUCCAUCAUUUUAAAGGGUGCCCCGGGACUGUCCAUCAUUUUUAAAGGGUGCCCCGGGACUGUCCAUCAUUUUAAAGGGUGCCCCGGGACUGUCCAUCAUUUUAAAGGGUGCCCCGGGACUGUCCAUCAUUUUAAAGGGUGCCCCGGGACUGUCCAUCAUUUUUAAAGGGUGCCCCGGGACUGUCCAU
This is a messenger RNA of Staurois parvus, 469 nucleotides long. Lineage: Eukaryota; Metazoa; Chordata; Amphibia; Anura; Ranidae. The record is from the annotation of a GenBank genome assembly.